AUGUUCAAUCUUCGACAGCUGGCGGCUCUGGCCGUCAUCUGCUAUGCCUCACCCAGCCAUGCGACCUCGUCGCUCAAGCCAAGCAAGGACAUCGCCAAGGAUCGCGCGCCUCAGAUCUUCAACUCGGUGCACGACUCAAUGCGCCAGUGGGGGUCCAGCCUCCACCACAACGGAGUGUCCUUCUUCCUGGCCACCGUCCCCGAGGGCGUCCUCCUCUACCACGGCAACAACCGACCCGAGUCGCCUACUGAGCCCGAUUGGCUGGCCUACGAAAUCGAGCACGCCGAGCAGUUUGCCAGAUCGAGAGGGCCUCCCCGGGGCAAGGGCAAGUCGCGCGCCGAGCGUCGCAAUACAUUCUUCAAUCUCAACCCGGUGGACACAGAGACUCAGCAGCACAUCCUCAACACUGGUGAUAAGGAGCCCCAAGUACCAGAUGAUGGCGAGAAGAAGAAGGGUGGGUGGCUGCAUGUGUACAAGACCGCCAGAGCCCUUCCCUUUUUAUACAUUGACGGGAUGAGCGGUGGUAAGACGGAGAUGGGAACCCUGGACUCACAGGACUAUCUCCUACGCAACAAGACUCAGGAGGAGGACGAACCCGGCCAGCCACAUCGUGGUCCCAUGGGUGAAGGGACUCGUGCCCGGGAGCUGUGCGAGUUGAGCAACUCGUGGGGCUUACAGGGUGUUAUUCGCAUGGAGGCUGGCUUUGAAAUCAUCAAGUGUGACUUCAAGGACGGACUGGAGGAGAUUCAGACGCUUCAGCGCCCUACCGUCCUGAUGGAGACCGUCCUGAUCGUCCUGGAAAGGGUCCUGACGGCCCUGGCAAGUGGCCCGGUCAUGGCCCUAAAAGGCCAGACGGCGAGCGCCCAGAUGGACCUGGACACUGGCCUGGUCAUGGGCCGGAUGGUCCUAAUGGAGACCGACCCGAUGGUCCUGGACAUUUCCCUGGCCAUGGCCCAGACAGUCCUGAUGGUCCUGAUCAUGGUCCUGGUGGCCCCGAGAAGCGCCCUGAUGGACCUGGACAAUGGCCUGGUAAGGGACCGCGACCUUGGCCCGGGCAUCCCCCACGUCACCCUGAAGAUGGGCUUGAAUACCCGCCACCACCUCGCGGCCCUUGGUCUCGGCCUGGCCCUCCUCCUCCUCACGGUCCUCCUCGUUCACGACGCCCCGCGGAUGGCCCCGAACAUCUGCCCCCGUCGCGCGACCACUGGCCUGGUCCUCGUCCACGACACCCCAAAGACGGUCCCGAACACCCUCCUCCAUCACCUGCCCAUUGGCCUUGGCCUGGUCCUCCUCCUCGCCACCCAGGAGAGGGAGCUGAAUACCCAUCACCAGACGGUCCUGAACCACGGCCCAGACAUCCUCAUGGCCGCCCUGAAGACAGGCCCGAGUAUCCAGCUGAAGGAAGUCCCCGAUCUUGGCCCGGCCCCCCUCCACGUCAAUCUGAAGACGAGCCACAAUACCCACCACCACAUGGCCCAGACCCACGGCCAGAACAUCCCCCGCGGCGCCCAGAGGAUGGGCCCGAACAUCGACCACCACCGCCUCGACACUGGCCCUGGCCCGGUCCUCCCCGACGCCCUGAAGAUGGACCUGAAGGGUGAACCUGGAAAUUCGCCAGGAAAGCGCCCCAGUCGUGGCCCCGGACACGGCCCAGGGAACGGCCCAGGGGGGAGCAUCUCCAGCUUCGAGUUUCUUCGUGGAAUCUCGAACAGAUACGACGGCAUUGGCUCUACUCGCACGGUUUUGGACUAUUCGUCCAUGGUGUCUGCCUAUUUCUUCCCUGUCAACUUGACGAAUCCCGACCCCAAGCGUCCGGAUCUGCCACGGCUGACCAACCUCUCCGAGGAUGAGCUCAAGCAUAUCCGGGGAGUUGUCGGGGAUGUCGUCAAAGAACGAUUGGACGGAAAGGCACCAGUCAUAAACUGGCAGGAUGUUGCAGAUCUCAUCGUCAAGCGAUAUGCGGAGAGGCUCCAGUUCAUGACACAGGAAGACACCUCGCCCAAGCGCAUCGCGGACGAAGCAAACUUCCUCCUAGACACUUUCAUCGACUAUUCCGAGGAAGAGAAGAGCCAAGAUAACUCUGCCAGCAUCUCCCGCUGCACCAGCCUGUACUUGCAGCCCAUCACACCAAAGACAACGGCCGAUGAGCUUAUUCAUGCUGCCUUUGAAGAGGUUUUGUCACAGAUUUGCACUACGCUGUUCAAGGUCCGUGACAUUUCCCUCGUGGCUCAGCAGAAUGAAGAUUAUGCUCUCCCAACCGCGGUCGGCACACUGCAGUCCUUGUUGAACUACCUCGGGUGGGCCAGCUUCAAACGAUGCCCUCCUUGUGGCGUUGACGAGGUCUGCCUCAUCCCCAUGUGGCCGUUUGGGACUGUGGAUGCUUAUGAGCACCCUCGGUGCGUCAAGUCGACAGACGGCCGAGGCGACGGCGAGAGCUACUGGGGAGACAGACCUGGGCCUCCUCCACCCAAGUACGAGUAA
Molecule: messenger RNA, 2481 nt
Organism: Clonostachys solani
Lineage: Eukaryota; Fungi; Ascomycota; Sordariomycetes; Hypocreales; Bionectriaceae
Source: the annotation of a GenBank genome assembly